Stylophora pistillata is the source of this 1152-nucleotide messenger RNA. RefSeq names its product protein lin-41-like. Lineage: Eukaryota; Metazoa; Cnidaria; Anthozoa; Scleractinia; Pocilloporidae. The record is from RefSeq and is a predicted model, not a curated record.
AUGUACCGAGCAGCUGAGUUUGCGGAGAAUCGGGUACAGAGAAGCUCAACUGCGGAUACUAUAGAGAACAAAAGUUCUUUGAUGCAGAAAUUUGAAGAGCUCCGUGUAGUCGAAGUUCCAAAAUAUCGCCAGACUACAUUUGUCAAGUUUACCGCUAUAUGCCUCUACAACUUCGAACUGGGUUCUAUUCAAGCCACUGAGAAACCGUCAAACGCUGCUAAAUUGACUCUGAAAGGACUGGAUCGAACUUUCCAGGCUGGUGUACAAGCAGAGUUUAUGUUGUGCCCAAAGACAUCUGGAGGAGAGAUGAGUGACCAGGAUGAUCUUGAAGAUCAAAUCCAAUUGCUGAUAAAACCCGCCAAAGAUGUAACAAACGUGAAUAUCGAAGACAAAUAUGACGGAAAUCUUAGGUUAAUAUUUACUCCCAAAGUACCUGGGGCCUACAGUGUUGAAGUGAAGAUUAAUGGCGAUAAACUACCUACCUGUCCCGUGACCGUGCAAGUCAAAGAACGUGAACUUGUUGUGGUCGGCGAGUUGAAGCUAAAGGUAUUUCCAGGAGACACGCUGAAAGGAUUAAAUGGAAUUGCUGUGAAUACAAAAGGCGAGAUAGUUGUGACAGAUGACAGUCACCACUGUGUUUAUGUUUUUGAUAUAGAUGGAAACUGUUUGAGAAGAAUUGGAAGCAGAGGGAGCAAUACAGGACAAUUUCUUUACCCUAGCGGAAUUUUGUUUUUAAAUGACAACGAAAUCUUAACCGCAGAUAGCGGCAAUAAUAGAAUACAACGACUGAAUGUUCAGAAAGGAACUAUGUUGAAAAGUUUUGGGAAACGUGGCAGAAAAAGGAGAUGGAAUCACUGUAUCAAAGCUUUUGAUCAGUCAGGAACAUUUUUAUACAAGUUUGGCAAAGAAGGGAGUCAAGAUGGACAAUUUUACUUGCCGCGUGGUUUGCUUAUAGACAGCUCUAGUAAUCUUCUAGUAUGCGACGUUGGCCAUGAUCGAGUUCAGCAGUUUUCUUUGGACGGUCGCUUCACAGGCAAAAGUAUCACUCAUUUAGCGAUAUCUAUGGCGAUAACAACAGCACCAGAUGAGAGUAUUCUUGUGACCAGCUCUUACAAAAAAAAAAGUAGACAAAAACCUUUUGACUUGAAGUAA